AUGUAUUCGUAUAUUUUAUACUGUAUCUUUUUUCUAAUCACCGCGGCUGAUGAUAAUUUAAAAGUUGUUAAAUAUGAGAACUCUGUAGACACAAUCGUCAAGGACCUAAUCGGCAGCUGGCAGUCGCCAAUAGUUUACCUGAAGAGUCGCGGAUACCUGCCGAAGGACAUGCAAGACGCCCCUGAGAUGGAUUUCGAACAACUGCAGGGUAAUUUAGACCUGGAUAUGCAAAUUAAGGAACCAAAUAAAGACUACAUGGAGUUUAAGCGUCAGGCAGCUGGGAGUGUUCAAACAAAGGGCCCAGAAAUACAAGCCGAAAUUCCGGAAUCAAAGAAUCAAGAAGUGGCUCCAAAAACUGCUGCUGUUAAGGAGGAGAAAUUAUUGGGUUUCGACAGUCAACGUCCAGCGAGGUCCUUCGAAAAUAUGGAAGAUAUUGAACUAAAACAAAUGUUCCAUAACUUGUUCUCAACAAACGAUGAAAACGUGUCCAAUGAAAUCAAAUCCAAGCUGGACGUGACCUGGGACAUGGAUUCCCUAAAGCAUUCCGCUCGCCAGGGCGCAAAGAAAUAUCUGGACAAGUUCAACAGCAAGAGGGCUCAGGAGGGAUCCUUGCUCUACAGCGAUCCUGUAGACAUCUCAGUUUCGAAGGAAGUAUCCCAGAACUAUCCCUCGUUGGUGCCGAGUAAACUGACCCGAAAGAGUAACUUUAAUAUGCCCAACUACUUCAAAGGCGUGGCCAAGAUCAUGGGCAGCGCUGAGCUAAGGAGCAAGGAGAAGGUCGUCAAGGAGGCUGCCCAUCGAAAGCCCAAAUAUUGAAUUGUAUUAAUUAAAGUUAAAGUUUGUUGUGAAA
Drosophila ananassae is the source of this 850-nucleotide messenger RNA. RefSeq lists its product as uncharacterized. The coding region runs from base 1 to 816 and encodes 271 amino acids. The record is from RefSeq and is a predicted model, not a curated record. NCBI's taxonomy places the organism in Eukaryota, Metazoa, Arthropoda, Insecta, Diptera, Drosophilidae. The transcript has a single exon.